Molecule: messenger RNA, 324 nt
Organism: Penicillium nucicola
Lineage: Eukaryota; Fungi; Ascomycota; Eurotiomycetes; Eurotiales; Aspergillaceae
Product: coiled-coil-helix-coiled-coil-helix domain-containing protein
Exons: 4
Coding region: 1-324 (107 amino acids)
Biological process (GO): mitochondrial respiratory chain complex IV assembly
Cellular component (GO): mitochondrial intermembrane space
Source: RefSeq, a predicted model, not a curated record
AUGAGUUUCGGAGCCCCCGGAGGUGGAUCGGUGAACUACAAGCCCUCGCCACCCGAGCGCGGUAGCUUCCCUCUCGACCACGAAGGAGAGUGCAAGCACAUUAUUGCGGGGUACUUGAAGUGCAUCAAGCUCAACAAAGGCACAAACGACGAGGCUUGUCGCAAAUUGGCCAAGGAAUACCUUUCCUGUCGAAUGGACAAGAACCUCAUGGCGCCAGAUAACUUCCAGAACCUCGGACUGGUGUUCAAAGACGACGAAGGAAACGAUAAAGCCCCAGCCAAUGUAGGCGCCGAUGCAUCGAAUCCCGCACAACCGAAAAGCUGA